Ceratitis capitata (Mediterranean fruit fly) is the source of this 2826-nucleotide messenger RNA. RefSeq names its product general vesicular transport factor p115 (gene p115). The transcript has a single exon. Gene Ontology annotation, biological process: intracellular protein transport; transcytosis; vesicle fusion with Golgi apparatus. Gene Ontology annotation, molecular function: protein binding. NCBI's taxonomy places the organism in Eukaryota, Metazoa, Arthropoda, Insecta, Diptera, Tephritidae. The coding region runs from base 152 to 2668 and encodes 838 amino acids. The record is from RefSeq and is a predicted model, not a curated record. Gene Ontology annotation, cellular component: cytoplasm; Golgi stack; endoplasmic reticulum.
UAACACGCCUGUAUUUGAAGUGAAAUUGGUCAGAGAAUCUACAAAAACACUUGUACGUUCUCUGCAUUGGACGUGGACGACUUCCGUGGCAGAUUGUAAUAAGCAAAAAUAUUUGUUUUGAUUAGUACAAUUAUUAAAUUCUGUGUGAUCGAUGGAGUUCCUUAAAAGCGGGUUUAAAACUGUUCUGGGAGCAACAGAAACAGGUCAGCAGCCUAGUGCGGCAGAAACUGUAGAAAAGUUAGUAGAACGAGUGAUUUCUUCUACACUAUUGGAUGAUCGACGAGACGCUUGUCGUGCACUAAAAGCACUAUCUAAAAAAUAUAGGAUCGAAGUCGGAGCGCAAGGUAUGCCGGCUUUGAUUCAAAUUCUAAAACAUGAUGGCCAAGAUUCAGAAGUAAUUAGCUACGCUCUAGAUGCAUUGUGUAAUAUAACGGCUGCUGAAGAAUUUGAUGAAGAAGCAGAUAACCCAGCUGUGUCAGUUAAUGUUGGAGAGCAAUUCACGGAAAUGUUUAUUAAAGUACAUGAUCAUGUUACAUUAGUUAUGGGUUAUUUAGAGGAAUAUGAUUUUCGUGUUCGCCGUGCGGCAAUUAAACUGAUAACAACGCUAAUUGCCAAUAAAACUAGAGAUUUGCAAGAAAUUAUUCUCGUAAGCCCAAUGGGUGUGUCCAAAUUAAUGGACUUACUUACAGAUAGUCGUGAAGUCAUUCGAAACGACGCAUUACUUCUACUCAUACAGUUAACAAAAGGUAACUCCAAUAUACAAAAAAUCGUUGCCUUUGAAAACGCGUUUGAUAAAAUUUUUGAAAUUAUACAAAGUGAAGGAUGUUCUGAAGGUGGUAUUGUUGUUGAAGACUGUUUAAUACUUUUAUUGAAUUUACUAAAAAAUAAUUCAAGCAAUCAACAAUUUUUCAAAGAAGGCUCUUUCAUUCAGAAACUAUCACCAAUGUUUAAUAUAACACCAGAAACCGAAGAAGCUGAUUGGGGGCCACAAAAAGUAUCAAAUAUACAUUGCAUGCUGCAAGUAGUACGAUCAUUAGUAACUCCAAGUAAUCAGCAGCAAGUAAUCUCAUCUUGCCAGAAAGUAAUGCGAAAAUCAAAAAUUUUGGAUUCGUUAUGUAGCAUUUUAAUGGGAAGCGGUGUACCACCGGAUAUUCUUACGGAAACCAUAAAUACGGUUGCUGAGAUAGUUCGUGGCGACAAAGAAAACCAAGAUCAAUUUAGUAAAGUGAUGGCGCCCAGUUAUCCGCCUCGACCAGUAAUAGUUGUGCUGCUAAUGUCGAUGAUAAACGAGAAACAAAUGUUGGAACUAAGAUGCGCUGUGUUGUAUUGUUUUCAAUGUUACUUAUUUCGAAACGAAGAAAGCCAUAAAGCUGUGGUUGAAACGUUAUUGCCAUCAUCUGAGGCGGAGGGAAGCAGCCAUUCAAUUGGUCAACUAUUAUGUGCUGGUCUCUUUUCUACAGACUCACUAGCGAACUGGUUUUCAGCGGUUUCCCUUAUGCAUGGACUUGUUGAUAGUGUUCCACAGAAGGAAGAACUCUUACGCGUUCUUUUAGCCACCUCUGGCAGGAGCAGACCUGUAACAUUAUUGGAGCAGUGUACAAAUUUACUUCAACAAGAUAGUUAUAAACAACAGAGUAAAGUUGGACUUUUAAUGUUGUUAUGUAUGUGGUUGGCUCAUUGCCCCAUAGCAGUUAAAACUUUUCUUAGCACAAAUGGAACAAUGGCAUAUUUAACAGCGCAGAUUAGUGCUAAUGAGCACGAUGAAAAUGAAUACCUAAUACAAGGGCUGUGUGCUUUUUUAAUGGGAAUUUGUAUUCAAUUUAAUGAUAAUUCGCUUCCUAAUCAAAAACGGAACGAUAUUUGUCAGUUGAUAAUUAAACGAAUUGGACAAGAGACUUUUUGCAAUAAGCUCAGUGAAGUAUCACGUCACGAAUCAUAUAGUCGGGCUUGCAAGCAGCCGCAAAUUCGAACAAAAUCAGCUUCUGAUCUAUUGCUAGAUUAUGAAUAUUGUAAGUUAUAUAAAGGCUUAGAAGCAUUGAUAGCAAAGUUAGUAAGCGGUUUUGAUGUUGAUGGUAUAGAAUUAACUGAACUAACGCUCAGUUCUGAAGCAUCUGCUCUUGUAGCACAAUAUAAAGGCAUUAUUCGUGACCUUGAUGGUCAAAUCAAUACGUUGCAACAAUCUUCAAAGAAGCUUGAAACAAAAAAUGUUGAACUGGAGCAUAAAUUGUCUCAAAUACAGAACCUUAACACACAAUUAUCUGACCAAAAUACCUUGCUGAAAGCUCAGAUAGGAGCUGUACAAAAGGGCACUACUACAUCAGGGGAUGAAGCGGCGGUUAAUGCUCUAAAUGCCGCUCAAUUUCAAACAAAUUUAUAUUAUGCAGAGAAUAUGCGAUUAACACAAGAAUUGGAAUCUCUUCGAAAGCGACUUGAAAAUGAAGUGCAACUUUCUAAAACUGCAAAUGACGAAUUGCAAAAGCUUCAGAAAGACCAGGAAGAUUUGCUUGAACUCCUAACUGAUCAAGAGACUAAAAUUGCUCGAUAUGAAGAGCAACUACGAACAGCUGGUUGUCUUAUUGAAAAUGAUGAUGACAGUGAAAAUAAUGGAGAUACUAAGUAUAAUGAAGUUGCACUCAAUGAUAAUCUUGUGGCAGCAGGUUUACUUUAAUACUAAUUUAAAUUUAUUUAUAUAAUUUUAAUUCCAGUGUAAAUGUUAUAGAGAUGCAAUGUUUUAAAAUAUUUAUUCCAAAAAAUUUAAUGUAGUUAUUUAUAUUGUGAGCAUCAUUUGAAGUACCAAUAAAUAUACCAUGUAUAAUAUAUUCGUAA